Camellia sinensis is the source of this 1189-nucleotide messenger RNA. Its product is annotated as UMP-CMP kinase 3. NCBI's taxonomy places the organism in Eukaryota, Viridiplantae, Streptophyta, Magnoliopsida, Ericales, Theaceae. Gene Ontology annotation, biological process: pyrimidine nucleotide biosynthetic process; 'de novo' pyrimidine nucleobase biosynthetic process. Gene Ontology annotation, molecular function: ATP binding. The record is from RefSeq and is a predicted model, not a curated record.
UCAGUUAAUUCAAACUUUUAUUCAAUUUCAAGCAUAUGUGUUUUGUCAUUUAUUUUUCGUCUAUAAAGAACGCACACCACAAGCGAGCUCUUUGCAUCUUUGCCUCUUUCCUCAGAUCUGAUUUUCCCUCUCAUUCUCUCUCUCUCUGAUUCAUUUUCGAACAAAGCCUCUUCUUCUCAAGAUCUUGUGCAAUUGAGAUGAAUAAUGGUUUUGAUUCUUGUUAUCCGGUUGAAAUUAUUCUACUGUUUUUUUGUUCUUCUCAAUUUGAGAAUACUUUUUGCAACGUAGUUGACUCUCAUGGGGACUGUUGUUGACUCUGGAAAAAAGGAAGCAAAUGGAAGCUCACUGAGUGAAAAGAAGGUUACAGUUGUUUUUGUGUUGGGUGGCCCGGGCAGUGGAAAGGGCACUCAGUGUACAAAUAUUGUAGAACACUUUGGGUACACCCAUCUAAGUGCUGGUGAUCUUCUCCGAGCAGAAAAAGAAUCCGGUUCUGAAAAUGGGACCAUGAUUCAGAACAUGAUUAAGGAGGGAAAAAUUGUACCUUCGGAGGUAACAAUUAAGCUCCUUCAAAGAGCAAUGCAGGCAAAUAAUAAUGACAAAUUUCUUAUUGAUGGCUUUCCUCGUAAUGAGGAGAACCGUGCAGCAUUUGAGUCUGUUACGAGAAUUGAGCCAGAAUUUGUACUGUUUUUUGAUUGUUCAGAAGAAGUGAUGGAGAGGCGCCUUUUGGGUCGGAACCAGGGAAGAGCAGAUGACAACAUUGAUACAAUACGGAAGCGGUUUAAAGUUUACAUGGAAUCUACUCUUCCUGUGAUUGAGUAUUACAACUCUAAGGGGAAGGUUAGAAAGAUUGAUGCAGAAAAGCCUGUAGAAGAGGUUUUUGAAGCUGUGAAAUCAGUUUUCACCCCAUUGCAUGAGAAGGUAAAGCACCGUAGUAAUGCUCCAUGGAAUAUAAGUCGCUAUAGGGACCGUUGGUUUCUAUGGAGAAUAAAGUCUAGGCAAGUGGUGUAUCAGUGCUGUAAGCGUACAUAGUCCUGAUAAUUAUGAUAUGCUUCUGUAAUUUUAGGAGUUGAAAAUGCUUAAUGUUGUGUAUUCUGUAACAGAAAAUGUGCAAGUGAUUUUUAUGUUUUUGAUAGCUAGGGUUGUAUCUUAACGUGGUGAAAAUAAAGUCUGAAGGGAUGUUUGCCAAUAA